AUUCUUGCAUGGUUAGUGUAUUCACAUCCUCCGGUCCUCACACAGUCACACCGUACUCUUGCGUCACGCACCGCCACCGGCGAUCUCCACUGCCCCCCUCCGGCGAGCUCAGGGUGGAAAGGAGCUAGCCCCUCUAGGCUCGGCACCCUUUCAAGAACAAAGGUGAAUCGGAGCGAUGGGUCGGUCUCGAGCGCUGUCGCAUACUGUGGAAGACGAUCCAAACCAAAGGUCCAAGAGAAAGAGGGCGGCUUCCAAUGCAGAAAUUAUAGGUCAAGGAAUGUUUGAAGGGAAAGUGGCUUUGUACCACUGUAAUUAUUGCAAUAAGGAUAUCUCAGGGAGGGUCCGCAUCAAGUGUGUAAUGUGCCCAGAUUUUGAUCUUUGUGUAGAGUGCUUUUCUUUAGGAGCUGAGGUUACACCGCAUAAGAGCAAUCAUCCUUACAGGGUUAUGGACAAUCUCUGUUUCCCACUUAUGUGUCCAGACUGGAAUGUUGAUGAAGAGAUAUUACUUCUGGAGGGCAUUGAAAUGUAUGGAUUUGGUAACUGGACUGAAGUUGCCGAACAUGUUGGAACAAAAACCAAAUCGCAAUGUAUUGACCACUAUAAUGCUGUAUACAUAAGCUCUCCAUGCUUUCCUUUGCCGGACAUGUCGCAUGUUAUGGGAAAGAGCAGGGAAGAGCUCCUUGCUAUGGCCAAAGGGCCUGGUGAAGUCAAGGAAGAAAUUCCUAAGAUUAGGGAGCUUACUCUGAAAGAAGAAUCUCCAUUCCCAGCAAGAGUCGGAUAUGAUGAAUCAAAAAAAGGUCAGCCUUGUCAUUCCUCAUCUAGCUUUACAUCAGAUAUAGGCACAGGUUUGGGUUCAAGCAGUGGUGACACAUUCUCAAAUGCGGUAAAGAAGGCCUCCAACAAAGCCCAGAUCAAGGAUGGCACUAGUGUGCAAGAUAUAGGCACAGGUUUGGGUUCAAGCAGUGGUGACACAUUCUCAAAUGCGGUAAAGAAGGCCUCCAACAAAGCCCAGAUCAAGGAUGGCACUAGUGUGCAAGAACUUCAGUCGGACAGGAGCAUUCGAGAGAAAAAGCCUAGGGUUUUAGGGGAUGAGGGACCUUCUAUGACUGAGUUGAGUGGUUAUAAUUUCAAGAGGCAGGAGUUUGAGAUUGAAUAUGAUAACGAUGCAGAACUGGUACUGGCAGAUAUGGAAUUCAAGGAUACUGACUCUGAUACUGACCACGAAUUGAAGUUGAGAGUGCUGCGUAUCUACUCAAAGAGGCUUGAUGAGAGAAAACGCAGGAAGGAUUUCAUAUUGGAAAGAAAUUUACUUUACCCUGACCCUUUUGAGAAGAGCUUCUCACCUGAAGAGAGGGAGAUAUGUCAGCGUUAUAGGGUCUUAAUGCGAUUCCACUUGAAAGAAGAGCAUGAUAAGUUACUUAAGAAUAUUAUUGAGGAACAGCGUAUAGUCAAAAGAAUACAAGAUCUUCAGGAAGCUCGAGCUGCAGGCUGCUGUACAGCUGCUGAGGCAAAUAGAUUUAUUGAGCAGAAGAGGAAAAAGGAAGCUGAAGAAAGUGAACAUGGAGUUAAAGAAAGUGCUCAGGGUCCCAAUGGUAAGGUCCUGCAAAGGCAAAAUCAUCUCAAAGGAGAAUUUGAUGCCAGCCCUCAGGGAUUUGUCAAGGGCUCCACAGGUCUGCAACCUAGUAGCAGGGAUUCGUCUUCAGCAUUGCAAACUAUUUCAAGCUGUGUAGACGAGUGGGACAUCACUGGAUUUGCAGGGGCCGAUUUACUCUCCGAAACUGAGAAAGGGCUUUGUGGGGAGAUCAGAAUACUACCUUCACAUUAUCUGAACAUGCUGCAGGUCAUGUCAGUAGAAAUUCUGAAGGGAAAUGUCACCAAGAAGUCCGAUGCCCAUAGCCUGUUCAAGGUGGAAGCGAGUAAAGUUGAUAAAGUGUAUGAUAUGCUUGUGGAAAAGGGGAUUGCUCAAGCAUCAUGACAUAUCCCCCCAUCUUCAUCUUUGUAUAGAAAACUGUACAGUUUCUUUUUGCUAAAAGCAAACAUGUCAACGUAGGAAAAAAAAAAAUAUGCAAAGAUAUCAAUAUUGUUAUACAUCUUGGGGAACUGUUUUUUUACUACUACGCACUGUUGUAAUGAGAAACUUUUUACUUUUUUUUU
Molecule: messenger RNA, 2154 nt
Organism: Corylus avellana
Lineage: Eukaryota; Viridiplantae; Streptophyta; Magnoliopsida; Fagales; Betulaceae
Product: transcriptional adapter ADA2
Biological process (GO): regulation of transcription by RNA polymerase II; chromatin remodeling
Cellular component (GO): nucleus
Molecular function (GO): transcription coactivator activity; protein binding; chromatin binding
Source: RefSeq, a predicted model, not a curated record